AUGGGACGUAUGCCCUGCUUCCGGCACACGCUGGCGGACCGGUGGAUGACGAUUGGAAUAGUUUUGCUGUGCAUGGUCAUCGGUAGUGUGUGGGCCAAUCCGGAUGCCAAGCGGUUGUACGAUGAUCUGCUGAGUAAUUACAACCGACUGAUAAGACCUGUCAGCAACAACACCGACACGGUGUUGGUUAAGCUGGGAUUAAGAUUGUCACAGCUGAUCGAUCUGAACUUAAAAGAUCAAAUCCUGACGACAAAUAUUUGGCUCGAGCAUGAAUGGCAAGAUCACAAAUUCAAGUGGGAUCCUGCUGAGUACGGUGGCGUCACCGAACUGUACGUGCCUUCCGAACACAUCUGGCUGCCGGAUAUUGUGCUUUACAACAACGCUGAUGGAGAGUACGUGGUGACAACGCUAACGAAAGCCAUCCUUCAUUAUACCGGAAAAGUGAUCUGGACGCCACCAGCCAUUUUCAAAUCAUCAUGCGAAAUAGACGUACGCUACUUCCCAUUCGAUCAACAGACCUGCUUCAUGAAGUUUGGAUCGUGGACGUACGAUGGUAAUCAGAUUGACCUGAAGCAUAAAAAUCAACUGAACAACAGCGACAACAUGGUGAAGAUUGGAAUCGAUUUACGCGAGUACUAUCCCAGCGUGGAAUGGGACAUUCUUGGCGUGCCAGCAGAGCGCCACGAGAAAUACUACCCAUGCUGUGCCGAACCGUACCCAGACAUUUUCUUCAACAUCACAUUACGACGCAAGACGCUGUUCUACACGGUGAACCUGAUCAUACCGUGUGUUGGCAUCUCGUACCUAUCCGUGCUGGUUUUCUAUCUGCCGGCGGAUUCGGGUGAAAAAAUUGCAUUAUGCAUCAGCAUCCUCCUGUCGCAAACCAUGUUCUUCCUGCUGAUAUCGGAAAUCAUCCCGUCCACCUCGUUGGCCCUUCCGCUGCUCGGCAAGUAUCUGCUGUUCACCAUGAUACUGGUCGGGCUGAGCGUCGUGAUCACCAUCAUUAUCCUCAACAUACACUACCGGAAGCCGAGCACUCACAAGAUGGCACCCUGGGUCCGGAAGUUCUUCAUACUGCGCCUGCCCAAGUUGCUGCUGAUGCGGGUCCCGAACGAUUUGCUCAAGGAGCUGGCAGCAAACAAGAUUAACUACGGUAUAAAAAUCAGCAAAAGCAAAUUUGGUGCUGCACUGGCCGCCCACUCGCAAAUGCAACCCAACUCGGGCGGUUCCAGCCCGGACUCGAUACGGCACAUGCAGGGGCGGCCAGGUGGAUGCAACGGACUACACUCAACGACAGCCACUAAUCGCUUCAGCGGGUUGGUCGGUGCGUUGGGCGGUGGACUGAGCGGACUGGGAGGCUAUAAUGGGCUGCCGUCGGUAAUGUCGGGGCUGGAUGAGUCGCUCAGUGACGUCGCACCGAGAAAGAAGUAUCCGUUCGAGCUGGAGAAAGCCAUCCACAAUGUGAUGUUCAUACAGCAUCACAUGCAACGGCAGGACGAGUUCAAUGCGGAAGACCAAGACUGGGGCUUUGUGGCGAUGGUUUUGGAUCGUUUGUUUUUAUGGUUAUUCACGAUAGCGUCGUUAUUCGGCACAUUUGCGAUCCUGUGCGAGGCCCCAUCGCUCUACGAUGACACCAAACCGAUUGACAUCGAGUACUCCAUUAUCGCCCAGAAGCUGUUCAAUCUUACCGUCAAGGAUACGCGCUCCUAA
This is a messenger RNA of Anopheles marshallii, 1710 nucleotides long. RefSeq names its product acetylcholine receptor subunit alpha-like 2 (gene nAChRalpha2). The record is from RefSeq and is a predicted model, not a curated record. Gene Ontology annotation, cellular component: neuron projection; postsynaptic membrane; synapse. Bases 1 to 1710 code for a protein of 569 amino acids. Gene Ontology annotation, molecular function: acetylcholine-gated monoatomic cation-selective channel activity; transmembrane signaling receptor activity. The transcript is spliced from 9 exons. Lineage: Eukaryota; Metazoa; Arthropoda; Insecta; Diptera; Culicidae. Gene Ontology annotation, biological process: chemical synaptic transmission; nervous system process; monoatomic ion transmembrane transport.